AUGAAAGCCUUCACUCUACGUGUUCGCUGUUUUCUGUACUUCAUUUUGUGGUCUCUAUCAAAAGCAGAUGUAACAUCCCAGCGCUACACGAUGGAACCUUCACUUGACAACAAGGUCUCGGAUAUCGACCUCAUGGCGAAACAUAAUUCGGAAUCCCUUACUGGGUGUUCCGCUAUGUGUGGUAAACCUUGUGCAUGUUUUGGGUUUAAUCCUCAACUAAAGAAGUGUCGUAUCCAUAGGUCAUGUGACCAAUCUGACAUGACCAGAGAUGAAACAGGAUGGAGGUACUAUUAUGUUGACGGUGUUGGGUGCCAUGUUGGAUGGAUUCAGUUUCGAUACAAAUGUUACUGGUUUAGUCAGGAUGCCAAACCUUGGGUAGAAGCGAAGGGUAUAUGUGCACUAAAUCACACAAAGCUGGCAGAACCAAGGACCGCCAAUGAAUCGUCGUUUCUCAUUAGCCACACUCAACGAAACGGAGGGAUCUACUGGAUUGGUAUAUCUGACAUGAUAGAGGAAGGUAAAUGGAUUUAUUCGUCAGAUCAGACAGUUAUACAAGUUAAUGACUUUCAUCCAGGAGAACCAAAUCACCACACUGUUGCAAAUUGCGUCGCUUUGUGCCAUUGUUUCGAUGGUAAAUGGGUGGAUGAGCCAUGUGGGGAAAAUUACAGGUUUAUUUGUGAGACUGAGAUAGAGUGA
Ostrea edulis (European flat oyster) is the source of this 696-nucleotide messenger RNA. RefSeq names its product perlucin-like. Bases 1 to 696 code for a protein of 231 amino acids. NCBI's taxonomy places the organism in Eukaryota, Metazoa, Mollusca, Bivalvia, Ostreida, Ostreidae. The record is from RefSeq and is a predicted model, not a curated record. The transcript has 4 exons.